UUCUGUCACCUACAGGUGCCACCACAGGAGUGGGCAGUGCCCUCCAUGACAUAUGCUACCGUUUUGGGGCUAGCCCCUGAAUUCAACAGUCCCCACAAGCUCAGACGCCUGGAUGUUCAUGAGCAACCAUGGACACGAAAACAAAGAUGGGGAUACCGGAGGAGCCUCCAGAAAUCAUGGGCCCAAUCCUUGCUCUCCUGGCAGCGCCAGUGCCAGGGCCCACCUUGGUGUGCCCACACCCCCCUGGAACCCAUCUUUUGUACCAACUCUGUUUCGAACACCUGCCCGCUCCCUCAGGACAGUUCCUGGGAAGCAUGGCAGGUACCCUGGUGUCUCAGUGAUGGUCACACUCAUCUGAUUUGCAAGCCACCGCCUCCGGCCCUGGAGAUGUGUCAAAGGAUGGAGCAGUUGCUGGUCCACUCCCCAGAAGAGUUCACACCUCUGGAACGUGUCGUCAGCAUGAGGUUCCACCCCACCUCCAUGUCCUUAGCUACCUCUGUCCCAAACCUCCCUUCAGCUCAGGGGCCGCAGUUCUGCUCCAGAGAGUUCCUGCCUGUUCCUUCCAACCAGCAACUGGGAAUGCCCACAUGGAAGCCCCAGGGCUGCCCACAAGAGGCCUGGGCACCAAAGAGGGAAAACCAGACAGCAGAUAGAGGAGAGGAUGGUGGUGAGCACCAAGCUCCAAGGUGGGGAAACCAGAGAGAGAGCAGAGAAGGGAAUGCUGGGGAACCCUGGGCAUCUGGAAGGCAACUCCUACCAGACCUUGAAAUGGGGGAUGAUGCAGAGGCUGAGAUCCUGGGGUGGGGAAACCAGAGAUUAGUAAUAAGUGAAACUGAUGGAGAUAUCUUGACACCAGGGAGUGAGAAUCAGGACCAGAUGGGAAGUGAGAAUAGAACCAAAAUUCAGGAACUAGGGAAGAGAAACCAGAGGGAGGCUGGAGGUGAGAAUCCUCCUGAAACCCAGGCGCACAGGGCAGAGAACCAGGAACAAUUAAGAUGUAAAAUUGAUCCCGAGGCCCAGACACCAGAGGGGGGGGACCAGGAUGGGAAUGGAGGUGAGGAUGCUGUAGAGAUCCAAGCAUUUGAAAGGAAGACCAAGAAAAAGGCUGGAGGGAAGGGUGAUGGAGAGAUCCAGGCCCAAGGACUGGGGAAGCAGGGCCAGACUGGAGGUGAGAAUGGUGAGGAGACCCAGAUGCCAGGGUGGGGAAAACAAGCCCAGCAUGGAGGUGAUGAUGGUGCAAAAAUUCAGGCAGAAGAGAGGGGAAACAAGGACUGGGUUGGAGUUGAGGAUGCUGUGCAUUUCCAGACACCUGGGAGGGAGAACGUGGGAGAGGUCAAAGAAGAAGAUGGUGUAAAGACCCAGGCACUGGAGUGGGGAAAACAGGAAUGGGCUGGAAGUGAGAAUGUUCCAGAGAUCCAGACACCAGGGUGGGAGAACCAGGAUCAGGGUGGAAGUAAGAAAGCUAGUGGAGAGAAUGAGAUAAAAUUAAGACUUGAUAUUUCAGUGGGGAGGGGAAACCAAAAUCUGAGAAAAGGCGAGGAUGCUGGGGAAACCCAGAUGUCUCAAAGGAAAAAACUCAAAGAGAUCAGAGAGGAGGACUGGCUGAUAAUCCAGGCACCAUGGUGGGGAAGCCAGAGAGUGGUAGCAGAUGAAAUUGACAGAGAGUUUGAGAUACCAUGUUGGGGGAAUCAGGGCCAGAUUGGACGUGAACAUAGAGCAGAAAUUUGGGGACCAGAGAAGAGAGAGCAGAGAGAAGGUGGAGGCAAGGAUGAUACAGAAACCUGGGCACCUGAGGCAGAUAACCAGAGACAAUUAAGAGGUGAAGCUGAGGUAGAGACCCAUCCACCAGGGAGAAGGAACCUGGAGCAGUUUGGAGAUAAGAAUGGUGCAGACAUGCAGGCACCAGGGAAGAAACGCCUGAGAGGGGUUAAAGGUGAGGUUGGCAAAGAGACACAGGCACUUGGUGAAGAAAACCAGGGCCAGUUAAGAAAUGAAAUUAGUGGAAAGAUUCACCCACCAAAAUGGAAGAACCAGGAACUUAUCAGAAGCAAGGAUGGUACAAAUACUCAGGCAUACUGGGGAAAAUUAACAACUAAAAUUGAUGCAGAAGCCCAUACAGUUGGGUGGAAGAAAGAGGAACAGAUCGAGAGUGAGAACAGGGCAGAAAGUCAAGCUCUAGAGAAGAGAAACCAGAGAGAAGCUGGAGGUGAGGAUGGUACAGAGACCUUGGCACCUGGGGAAGAAAACCAGGGUCAAUUAAGAAGUGGUAGUGAUAGAGAUGCCCAUUUAUCAGAGUGGAAGAAUCAGGAACAGAUGGGAGGUAAAAAUGGAACAGAAAUUCAAGCUCCAGAGACGAGAAAUCAAAGAGAAGCUGGAGGUGAGGAUGGUGUAGAGACCCAGAGACCUGAGAGAGAGAACCAGGGACAGUUAGAUAAAGAAAUUGAUGGAGAGAGCUCUUCACCAAGGAGGAGGAACUGGGAGCAGCCUGGGGGUGAAAACGGUGCAGAAAAUCAGGCAUCAGAGAAGAGAAACCAGAGAGAGGUUGGAAGGGAGAAUGGUACAAAGUUCCAGAGGCUUGGGGGGGAGAACCAGAAACCAUCAACAAGUAACAUUAAUGGAAAGACCUACUCAUCAGAGUGGAAGAACCACAAGCAGAUUGGAGGUGAGAAUGAUACAGAAACUCAAAUACAAGAGAAGAGAAACCUGAAAGGGACUGAAGGUGAUGAUGGCUCAGAGAUCCAGGCACCUGGGGGAGAUUACCAGGGAGAGUUAGGGAGUGAAAUUAACACAGAGAUCCAGACACAAGGGCGAGGGAACCAGAACACAGCUGGCAGUGAAGAUGCUACUGAGAUCCGGGAAGUAGGGAGCCACAGAAAGUGUGGAGCUGAAGAUGCCGGAGGGCCUCAAGUACCAAGGGAUAGAAAGAAGAACCAGGUCAGAGGAAAGGAUGCUGCUAAGGCAAACCUCCAAGUUGACUGUGCUGGGGGUGAGGUACCCAUGUGCAGGAAACACAGCUUGGCACGGCCCUCAGCCCUCACUGGCUCUGGAUGUGGGGCCAUGGAACAGGGACAGGCCAAGGCUGUGAACACUUUAGCCUCUGCUCCCGGUCCGGAGAUGAAGCACCUGCCCCACCGAAAUGAGGUCCUCCUGCUGGCCAGUGGGGAGGAAGAGAACCUGGCCAGCCGGAGCACAGCCCCUGUCCAGGGGCCCCAACUUGAAUCCCAGAGAGGCCGACCAAAGAACAAAGAUGUGGCUCCAGGGAAGGCCUCCAGCCUGACUUGGCAGCCCUGGAACCCUCAGUCUGUGGCCACCCUGGGCCUGCCCUCUGCUUGCCCCUCUCUCCAAUGUGGCCCAGACCCCCAAGCUGCCGCAGCUUUUGGGGGCACUCCCACUGCCCUCACUGUCCUGCCCAAGGGGCCAGUCCUCAAGAAGAGCAAACAACAGCUCCUGGAUUCCCUCAUGCGGCGGAAGAUAGCACACCUGAAGUGGGGCCUCCCCCAGCGCAUCCUGCAGUCCUAUUUGCUCCUUAACGUCUUAGGACCUUGCCCAUUGCCCAUUGCUGAGGUGAGGCCUCCCGGAUUAUACACAGGUCAUGAGUUCCACGGGCAGAAGAAAAGUCUUUGUGAAGCCCAGGGCUCCAGGCCAGGCCCUAAGCCCCCAGAAAAGCCCCAGAGGGUUCAGCCCCCAGGAAAAAAGAGGCCAGAACUUCCUACACAGACUAAAGCCCUCGAGAAGUGUGGACUGCACUGGUCAGAGCCACAGGGCACGCCCAUCCACCCUGAAAAGCCCAGGAGAGCCAAGCCACCAGGUGGCGCCAGAGACCCACAGGCUAUCCUGGAAGAGGUUCUUCCUAGGUCCCCAUUCCCUGCUCCCAGGAACCCCAGGCCUGAAGCAGAGUCUGGGAGCUGGCGUGGCCAAGAGAAAGCUGGAGAGUCUUCCAGUGAGACCAGCAGUAGCAGGAAAAUGGUCAGGCCAGAGGUCUCCCAGACGGCAGAGAGGGCUCCCAGCAGAGGGAGGACCCCAUGCUCCAGGGCCGGUGACAACCACUGGAGGGAGGAGCGCCCCUUGUGGGAGGUCCCUAAGCCCCCCAGACGCAAACUUCAACAGCCCACAUACUGGAGAAGAGGAAGUCUGGAGCCUGUGAGGGGCGGAGGGGCUGGGCAGCAGCCUCCCUCCUGUUCUGCAGACCCCUCCAGCUUCAAAGGUGGUCUCCAAUCAGCUGCAGUGAGGCUGAGCAAGACACUUCUGAACAAGAUGUCCCGGUCCCCACCGCUGGCCAAGUCGCAGCACACUGUCCCCCACCUGAGCCUGCAGGAUCCUGAUCCUUCCCUGCUUCCCCAAGCAGGGGACCCACAUACAGGGGAAGGCAACAUUGGGGAUACUGUGUAG
Molecule: messenger RNA, 4389 nt
Organism: Loxodonta africana (African savanna elephant)
Lineage: Eukaryota; Metazoa; Chordata; Mammalia; Proboscidea; Elephantidae
Exons: 2
Coding region: 46-4389 (1447 amino acids)
Source: RefSeq, a predicted model, not a curated record